GAAACUGUUGUUAGGUUAAAUGACAAUAGGCACAGGGAAUCGGCUGCGCGACUAGGAUUACUUCAACACCGGAAAGGCAGGCGUUUCGACAAUCUUCUGCGGGAAGUAGUAUAGAUACUGCUGGUGUCGCUCAUGACAUGACAAACGUCUAUAAAUCAGCGGAGGAUGCUGCGAGAGGGUCCGCGAAGACGGUGCACCAGCAGGAGGACGGCUGAGAUGCCGCAUCCGACAGCCUGCCCCACCCGUUCGGCUUGUCGCCGUCUGAGUACGCGCCGCCCGCCCACGCCGCGCACACCACCGCCAUCGGCCACGCAGUCACUACCUGGGGCCCCGAGGCCUCGGCCUGGGCCUGAGACCGGGUGAUCCUGCGGCCGGUGGGCUGCUGGUGCUGACGCGGCUGCACGUGGCCCUGGAGCUGGGCAAUGAGGGCCGCAUGACCGCACACAUCCUGGGAGCCUACCCCGAGGCCUGCGUGUUGUGGGCGGCAGCCAGGCUGAGUGGGUGGGCGCCAACUCCUGCGCUGGCCUGUCGAUAGACGCCGGUCACCUCCUGGCCGGCGGCUGGCUCGGCGUCACACCCACGCACACCCAGGCCCAGGCGCGCGCGCAGACGCCCACGCACACGCAUGCGCAGGCACAGCCGCCAGCGCAGCCUCGUGGCAGCACAGCCGCGCUGGGCGGUGAUGACGCCAUCGCUGCCGCAGCGGCAACAGCCACGGCGGCAGCCACGGGCACGGCAGCCGAGGACACGUGUGGCUGCAACAGCCCCUUUGUCGCGCCGCCUUCAUUGUCGCUGACGGGCGCCUACAUGAGCAUGACCACAUAUAAAUCGCUUGUGCGAUGCUCAGAGGCUGCGGAGCCGCCGCUGCUGCCUCCGCCGCCGCCGCCGCUGCCAACGCGCCACACACGCGGAGUAACGCUGCCGGCGGCCACGCGCCGUCUGCGGCGGUCGGCAGGCAGCUGCAGCUGCAGCCCACAGGGCUGGCGCUGCGCCGCGGCCACAGCGCCUCCUACCCCUCCUCCAACACCUUAUGGUCGGCCGCGGCAGCGGUGCACCCCGGCACCACCGAACCCAGCCGUGUCGGUGGUGCCGCCGCGUCAGCGGCGGUCCCUGCGCAGGCACCCCUGCUCGCCCGCGGUGGCAGCAGCCUGGGACCAGCUGCAUGAGACUGGCGGCGGCGUCACCGCCGGUGCCUCCGCCGACCACAGUGGCGUAAGCAACGUGCCCCGCGGGGCUUCCUCGGGCAUCAUCAACGGAAUGGGCGCCGCGCACGUGCAUGCCGUCGGCUCCAAACCAUCCCGCCUUCGGCUUAAGAGGGGCGAUGCCGCCUGUCGAUGUCUGCCCGUACAGCGGGAACCUGCAGCCGGUGCCAGCGUAGUGUCUUUACGGUGGGGGCGGCGGCAGCGCGGGUGGCGAUGGCGGCGGCGGCGCGGUGGGAACGACCAGCAGCGGCGGUGGCGGCGGCGUUCGGCUGGGCUUGGGCAUACGGUAUUAGGAGCAAUCAAGGAAGCGAACUUUCCCAUCGCAGCUUCCAGCAGCGGGUGCGGCAGCGGGUACAGCGGCGCUGGUGCGGCCGGUGAGCCUCACGGCGAUGGCGGCGGCAAAGGUGCGCCGGCCUGGAGGGCUUGGGACCCUGACGCUGUCGAAGGUUGCAUGUCUGGAGGGUUUGCGCUGGAUGCCUGAGCCGGGCUCCGUUACUCAGAGGGCGGCGCGGCGGCGGCGGCGGCGGCGGUGGCUGGCAAGGGCGCGGGCGGGCAGCGUAGUGGACUUCUGCACGUACUGAUGGAUGAUGGCGAUGAGCGUAUGUUGUAGGGCGGUGCUGUUGUUGUUGACGGUUGCUGGUGUGUAUAGAGGCUCGGCACAGAACAGCGACAAGAAGUGAUGCGUGCGGGCAUUUGUCUAAAAUUCAGACACUACAAGCGGGGGCAAUUUGAUCGUGCAAACACGGAGACAGCAGCGAGUGCUGCCGCAGAUGAAUUCCGUACCGCAUGAAUGCGACAUUACAAAACCGACCACGACGGUGUUGCUGCAAACCUCCCGGAUCGAAGUCCUUGUCAAAGCUGCGCGGGGCCGGAACCACUGACAAGAAAGGUGAGUUUGACUUCUCCUGACAACUCCAAAGACGCCUGAAGCAUGGAAUGUAGAAUGGUCAUCUGCAGAAGGAAUUGUGAUGAUGUUGUUUGAUGUAUUCUUGGAUGGUUUCGCGGUCUUCAGGGCCAUCCCCCAGGCGAAAGGGGCUGUGCCAAGCCUGAGCCUUGCAUGCAUGUGAAACAUGCGUCCUGUUGAGGUGUGCUGUAGGCUUUGCAAUGGUGUAGGCAUGCUUGCAAGCAGAACCUUUUACUAUAUGGACACGCAUGUGGGUGGCGGCCGGUGCAUUGCGCCGAGUUGGUGAUGGCGUUAUCCAUCCAUCCAAGAGCCAGUAUUCACCUGGAUCAGUGCCUUCGUCAGCUGGCGGGGUGAAGCCUCUAAAAUCCCAAGCGCAGAACCUUGACAGCAGUGAUGCUUGAGCAACGGAUUGCGGAUUGCUGGUGGGCGAUGAGAGUGUCUCAGAAGAAUGCUCUGCAGCGCAUUGGCGAGCGCUGUUGACAAGAGCUCCAUUACUGUGGAUCAUGCGGGCCAUACGCCAUGCACACUCAAGUCCUGAACCGCAACCUUCCUGGUGCCGGUUGCUUUGCCUUGUGGCACUGCGACCGCGGCCGCGUAGGCCGCUUUCCGGGGUGUGUGGUUUUCGGGGUUCGGGGAAACCUGUGGCUGCGGGCUGCUAACCGGAUUUGUUUCAAAUUUGUUUUGGGUAUUGUUUGUCCGUUUGUGCUUUCGUGCGGGUCCCUGGCUGUGGCUAAUAGCGGCCUUGGCCGUGACUGGUGCGCCUCUGCCCCUGUACGGCUUUACUUCUUAUCUGCCAACCAUGCGUCUGCCUUGUAAUCUUCCUCUACGGCGACGCGUGAGUGCCGAGUGCGCGGCUGGUCAAACAGGUUCCUGGCGCGCAUUCAUCAGGCUCUGGGCGCCCGGCCAGGCGAUGGCACCAGGCAUGCAGAUCCGCUAGCUGAAGCGCGCCCCGCACGUACCAGUGUGGCCUGCGGAAGGUUUGCUGAAAUCGCACGCUGGCGCUGGCCGGCAUUGAGAAAGUGUGAGCUUAAAAGGCAGGGAGUGCGAGCAGCUAUAACUGGUCAGACAAGUGGAUGCGGGAGGCACUCAGACAUGACGGGUGAAUGCUGGCACGGUCUGUAACAGCUGCCUGGU
Chlamydomonas reinhardtii is the source of this 3240-nucleotide messenger RNA. RefSeq lists its product as uncharacterized. The transcript has 3 exons. The record is from RefSeq and is a predicted model, not a curated record. Lineage: Eukaryota; Viridiplantae; Chlorophyta; Chlorophyceae; Chlamydomonadales; Chlamydomonadaceae. The coding region runs from base 840 to 1166 and encodes 108 amino acids.